Molecule: messenger RNA, 2822 nt
Organism: Musa acuminata AAA Group (dessert banana)
Lineage: Eukaryota; Viridiplantae; Streptophyta; Magnoliopsida; Zingiberales; Musaceae
Product: peroxidase A2
Exons: 9
Coding region: 1499-2554 (351 amino acids)
Biological process (GO): hydrogen peroxide catabolic process; response to oxidative stress
Molecular function (GO): heme binding; peroxidase activity
Source: RefSeq, a predicted model, not a curated record
UCUUCUUGCACCCUUUUCCAACCUCUCCUAGGGCUUCCGACCCCCAGUAUGGCCGUGGAGCAUUCAAGAUCUUGUCGGUUUUGUGCAGCCGGCGUCGAUGACAUGUUUUACGAGGCAGGAGUGGGAGAGACAGCUGAAAGAACAAGCUCGUGAUCAAAUACCUCGUGGCGACAGCUGCGCUCGGAUAUUUGUUGCAAACCUGCACCUUUACUUUCAUCUAGAUAAUGUCCGAUAUACAUUCCGGAUAGAGCUGGGAAUGAGUCCAUCGAGAUAGUGACAAGGGUAUAUGGAGCCGACCCAAACCUGAGUUUACCGACCAGUGAUCUGCACAGCUAGUGGAUCAGAUGAUGGUGAUUUAAGCUGGAAAACCCUGAAUAUUUUGGAAAGCAACAUAAGAAUGCCUGCAAAUAUCAAUUUGCAAAUUGUAGUGUGAGUCAAAAAGUGGUAUUCAUGAUUAUAAAAGCAGAGACUAGCAGCAAGGAAGACAAUUUGAUUGGAUUGUCAUUCAAAACAUAGUCUUGAUGGUUCAUAGCAUGGCUGUUCAGCCAUACAAGUGUGAUGCCAAUGAUAUGAGGGUUCAAAAUCAUUUGCAAUGCUUCCAUAUACAUUGCUAAAUGCACUAGUCUUUUGAUAUUUGUGCCAUGAGUAGGUCCAAAGCCUAGCGGCCUGCUGAAGAUGUGAUAUGGCCUCAAUACCAGCUGGAUAAGAAGGCUGCCUUUCCACACAUCAACAACAUGGCAGCAGCCACACCUGAGAUGGUUCAUAGCAUGGCUGUUCAGCCAUACAACUAAGCACCAUGCAAAUAAUAUGAGAGUUGAAAAUCAUUUGUAAUCUUUCCAUAUAGAUAGCUAAAUGCUAUAGUCUUUUGUUGACAUCACCAAUGUUUGUGCCAUGAGUAGGUCCAAAUCCUAGCAACCUGCUGAAGAUGCUGAUAUGGCCUCAACGCAAGCUGGAUAAGAAGGCUGCUUUUCCGCACAUCAACAACUCGACAGCAGCCACACUUGGAGACCCAUACGUUCCGUGGUUUUAAUCAGGUUUAUUUCAGUGGUUCUUUCUCUCGAGAUACCAAAGGAAACAAUGCUGCAGUCACUUAGUGAAGUAGCUUUGGCACUCCAGGUUUACAACUAUGGAUAUGCAUCUGGGGAAAUUUGGAGGGCGUGCUACUUGCCGGCAUCGAUUUAAUCACAGUCGGUGCCACACAGGGCCAGAAGAUGUGAAAAGCAAAUGAUGCCGUCAAAGAGCUGCACAUGCAAAAGACUUGGUCCAGCCACAACUUUCGCAAAUCUCCACAUGCACGAGACUAAAUGUCUGGCAAAGGCGAAGCGCAGACUCUCUCAACCAAUCCCGGCCGAGCUUCGAUGCCUACCUAACGCCGUCCUCUCCAACCGUUCCGAUAAGGGUCUGCUGAGAAUCUUACAUUGCUUGUAAACCAAGUUGAUCUCUGGUAAGCCUCCCUAUAAAUCCCGUCGCAGGAAAGAAACAGUAGGCACAAGAAUCAAUGGCGUCUUCUUCCGCCUCUUACUGGCUCACAGCUUCCUUGGCCUUCAUCCUCACCCUCCAGCUCCUCCUCCUCCGCGAGUCCCAGGCUCAACUGAGCUCCACAUUCUACGACAGCUCGUGCCCCAACGUGUCGUCGAUCGUGCUCGACCAGGUUCAGCAGGCUCAGAAGUCCGACACUCGGAUCCUCGCCAGCCUCACUCGACUCUUCUUCCACGACUGCUUCGUAAACGGUUGUGAUGGAUCCAUUCUGCUGGACAACAGCUCUACCAUAGUGACCGAGAAGGACGCCGUUCCAAAUAAUAACUCUGCGCGGGGGUUCGACGUGGUCGACAACAUCAAAGCUGCAGUGGAGAAUAGUUGCUCAGGCAUCGUCUCCUGCGCCGAUAUCUUAGCUCUCGCAGCUGAAGUUUCUGUGAACUUGUCAGGAGGACCCAAAUGGAGCGUGCUACUGGGAAGGAGGGACGGAACCACCGCCAACAUCACCGCUGCAAACAACCUGCCGGGCCCCCGCGACAACCUGACCACGCUGCAACAAAAGUUCAACGAUGUCGGCCUCAAUGACACCGAUCUGGUUGCUUUGUCGGGCGGUCACACCUUCGGCCGCGCGCAGUGCCGCUCCUUCAGCAACCGGCUCUACAACUUCAGCGACAACAGCACCGCCGACCCGUCGCUCAACUCCACCUACUUGGCCACCCUACAGAACAACUGCCCGCAGGGAGGAAACGGCAGCACUCUGAAUAAUCUCGACCUGACCACGCCGGACACCUUCGACAACAAGUACUACACCAACCUGCAGACCAAAGAGGGGCUCUUACAGUCCGACCAGGAGCUCUACGGCACCGGCGCCUCCACCGCCUCCAUCGUCGACCAAUUCGCGGCCAACCAGACCGUCUUCUUCGAGAGCUUCAUCGCGGCGAUGAUCAACAUGGGGAAUAUUAGUCCGCUGACGGGCAGCAAUGGAGAGAUCAGGAGCGACUGUAAGAAGGUCAAUGGCGCAUCCGAGCGGUAUACGAUCAGGAUGGCUGUGAAAGAUCUCUCGAGUGCUAAAGCUUGAACGUAGAAGCGUGGGAAGUUGCUUGGGAAAGUGGAUCUUUGCUUCGAGUACAAGUGGAGGAGGAAGAACUCUUCCUUCUUCCUCCUCCAGUUUGUAGUGAAUCAAGAACUAUAAUAUGCACCAUCUACCUGGGAUUUUUCUUCCUCCUCCAGUUUGUAGUGAAUCAAGAACUAUAAUAUGCACCAUCUACCUGGGAUUUUUCUUCCUCCUCCAGUUUGUAGUGAAUCAAGAACUAUAAUAUGCACCAUCUACCUGGGAUUUCUCACUA